GGUCAGGAAGAUGUCAGAAACCGCUCACCUGUCGCUCAUAAAUUCCAAAGACGAACUAUUCAAAUAUACCUCUGGCAGAUGGAUCCAUAAUGAACAUCUGCGUUUGGCCGAAUGUUACCUCCAGUUUGACAUACCUGCUCUCAUGAACGUUAUCGCUGCCGCGUCUGGCCAUAUGACCUCUGACAUCGUUUCCUUUUUCAAGUUGGCUGAAGGUGGAUUCAACUGUUUGUUUCAAGCAACCUUCAGAGAUAGGAAGCAUGUCAUUACUAGACUACCAUAUCCUUCCACAGCGCCUGAACGCUACGCAGUUGCCAGCAAGGCCGCUACUUUAGACUAUCUCCGGUUACAUGGACUUUCUACUCCUGAGGUGUAUGCUUGGUGCUUAACAAGAGCAAAUCUGGUUGGCGCUGAGUACAUUAUUAUGGAGAAGUUAGACAGCACCCCUCUGGGCAAUAUGUGGUACUCAAUGACACUAAAAGAACAGCAUAAAACCAUGAAACAGAUUAUUGAGUGGGAGACAAGGUUGAUGUUAAUGGAGUUUCCUGUGUUUAGGAGUAUAUACUAUCAGAGAGAUCUUCUAACAGAAAGGAAGGUUCCACUAUCUGGGCAUCACGGAGGUGAGUUCUGUAUAGGACUAAUAGCACAUUAUGGUUGGUGGCAUGGAGAAAGAAGCAUGCUUAAUAUUGAUAGGGGCCCCUUUGGUGAACAGGAGAUGACUUGGGUUAAAGCCUAUGCGAAACCUUGUCUUCCUUAUGAGCGCCUAUAUAGGGAGCUGAACAAUAUUCUCAUACCAGAUGUGAAUAAGGUUGUUGGUUUAAUUAUCUGGCAGCAUAGCACUAUCCUUCCCCUUGGGCUUGCAGCUGGUAUACCAAAAUAUUUCCAAAAUUAUGAAUAUUAUGAUGUAAUAUUUGAUGAGCCUGCUAUCUUGCAUCAGCAUCUUUUCAAAAGUGUGGGUAGUCCUUGGGAAGGGGACUUAAUAACUCUAAAGGCUGAGAUGAUCCACGCUGGAACAUGCAGUACGCCCAUAAUUAUAUACCCAGACAGAGUUGUCCAUGAUAUUCUGGCUUUGGACACGCGACAGAGAGAAGCUGAUAUAAAAGCCAAGAUGCUUGAAGCAGCUGAGACUGAUGAAGAUAGAAUUGGGAUUCAAAACCACUUUCCCUUUAGUGAUUUUGAUGAGAACUCCUGA
Aspergillus novofumigatus IBT 16806 is the source of this 1189-nucleotide messenger RNA. RefSeq lists its product as uncharacterized. The record is from RefSeq and is a predicted model, not a curated record. NCBI's taxonomy places the organism in Eukaryota, Fungi, Ascomycota, Eurotiomycetes, Eurotiales, Aspergillaceae. The coding region runs from base 11 to 1189 and encodes 392 amino acids. The transcript has 7 exons. Gene Ontology annotation, cellular component: mitochondrion.